CGCGCGGAGCGGACUAUCCUCUUGCAUCACGCGUUCUCGGCUGUACAUCUACGACGACUUUACGACUAGAAACGCCAAGGCUGCCCAGUGGGGGACAUUCUUCAUUAACGAAGCCACUGCCGGGGUUUGUGCAUUGUGCCACCCUCUGACCAUCGCCCAACAAAGCCACCAAAGAUCGGAACUUAGAGCGCACAACGGGCCACCCGUAGGGGUGUCGCCUAUAUACCUGGGCGUGUAGCCCUUUCAUUCCCGUCUUUCCGCUCACGAUGGCCUAUGGUCCUGCAUCUCCUCGUGAUGCGCUCGUUGCUCGCCGGCAGCGCUCUGUCAAGGCGGCUCGCUUUGCCAAUGCCCCUUACCACCGCCCCAAAUUCAGUGGAAAGGUUGGCUUGCACUCCGUCCAUACACAUGCCAAGAUCGAUCCAAGAUCGAUCCCGCGCUCUGACGACAGCCCUGCCUCCAAGGUCAGAUGGACGACCAAUGGCUGGUGGUCUCCUGUGGACCACUCGCAUGACCUGCAUAUCUCUCCAUAUCCUCCGAUAAGCCCUUGCAACGAACUCCAUCCCGCGACGAAUGGCCGUUCUCCGCGGCGAGCUCGUUCUAUCCCUCCGCUGCCGAUCGGAGCCGGUAGACCCAGCCAACAUCACCCUUCGCGGGACUUUGCUCGCCUAAGACCUUUCUCGGAAUGGAUUGUAGACUACGUGUGCGCGCAGACUCGGAGCGGGCUUCUUCCCUUCGGCUUCUCGCAUGAUCCUACGAACGACAUGGCAUGUGCUGUCGAUCGCAUUUACUUGGUUUUGUUGGCAAUGCCAAUGGAACUAUCUUGCGUUAUCUACGCCAUCUACUACACCCUCACUAUACUGCACAUCACGUCACUCUUACCUCCCGCGGACGCAUACCCCUUCUGGGAGGCGCUUUAUCGGGGUGAGCCUCUCACGCUGGAGGAACGGAUUGUCAAGAUGGUCACAGUUGGGAUGGUGCUGGCGGACAAAUGGCUGAACUGUUGCACGUACCGCAUGUCCGAGUGGUCCAUGAACACCCGCAUUUCGCGAGAAGCGCUCAUCGCUUUGGAGAGAGCUGCGCUGAAUAUUCUCAAUUACGAGCUUUCGGUCACGGACGACGCCUACAGUCGGUGGCUGGGUCAUCUAAUUCACUUCCACGUUGAGUCCUCGCACCUUGCGGACACGCCGCACAGAAUCGUCGGUUCCAUUCUUGGAGAAGUCAUCAGUGCUUCGCGGAAUGGUUUAUUGUCGCGACCGGAUGAAGUAGCUCUACCAGCGCCGUCGGAAUGGAAUCCCUCCGCUGAUCCCAUUCUCCCGAAGGAGCAUAUCCGCACUCGCAGGUCGUCGGCAUACCCCGUCACAAGCCGCCACCUGCCUGUCUACGGUCGCUGCCCGAUCAUACCUCAAAUUGCGGCCUCCAGGCGCAUUGAAGGCACAUCUGAAGAUCUCAGACUCUGGCCCACGUCCUACGUAUAUCCCGCGAGCUCAUAUCCCAUCGCAAGCCCUACAUACAGAGCGACCAAGGAUGAGGAUAUCCGCAUGCUUAUGGACAACUAUCCAACGGCGGUCAGAUCGGCGCUGAGCAGGACGCGGCGACGAUCAGGAGAGCGCAUUCCCACCGCCCCUAUACCCCACCUCGCCGCAGCCCUAUGGAGAGGCGGAUACCUGAUCGGGGCUUAACAUCUCCAUCGAGGGCCGCGCUCGCACACAUCUCGCAUACAUGCUCCCCUCCGCACUCGUCAUUCUCGCCGCCCGGCGAAGUAUGGCCCGCACCAGUAUCAUGAGGAAAUCCGGUAGAUGGUGGAGUCAAUUGUACGAGUACUCCCGGCGAUUGGGUUUGCGCGACCUCUUUGUUCUGUCUUUUCUCCCGAUUAGAGUAUAUCAGCACGGGCAAAGUGGAGCGGAUAUGCACUGCAUGGCAGGCUUCCGCGCAUAUCACUGCCUACUGUGACGAACUUUUAUU
Messenger RNA from Punctularia strigosozonata HHB-11173 SS5, 1962 nucleotides. RefSeq lists its product as uncharacterized. The transcript is spliced from 3 exons. The coding region runs from base 267 to 1679 and encodes 470 amino acids. Lineage: Eukaryota; Fungi; Basidiomycota; Agaricomycetes; Corticiales; Punctulariaceae. The record is from RefSeq and is a predicted model, not a curated record.